Molecule: messenger RNA, 624 nt
Organism: Callithrix jacchus (white-tufted-ear marmoset)
Lineage: Eukaryota; Metazoa; Chordata; Mammalia; Primates; Cebidae
Source: RefSeq, a predicted model, not a curated record
AUGCAGCCACAGCAAAGCAAAAGGCCUGCCACGGAGACACUGACACACGAACAUCUCCACUGGACAGUACUUGUGGUGUCAGAUUUAGCAAUCAGCAGGGGUUUGGGGGAUAUAAAGUACAAGCCACGGACUUUGCCUACAAGGCAACAGAGCGAGACUCCAUCUCAAAAAAAUAAAAAACAAAAAAAAAACAACCCUGUCAUGGCUCAACAACAUUAUGUGGGCAAGAAACACAGAAAACAGGAGACCAAGCUCAAACUAAUGGCGCGCUAUGGGCGGAUGGCGGACCCUGCUGUCACUGACUUUCCAGCUGGAAAGGGCUACCCCUGCAAAACGUGUAAGAUAGUGCUGAACUCCAUAGAACAGUACCAAGCUCAUGUCAGUGGCUUCAAACACAAGAACCAGUUACCAAAAACAGUGGCAUCAUCCCUGGGCCAGAUUCCAAUGCAAAGGCAACCCAUUCAGAAAGACUCAACCACCUUGGAAGACUAGAGGUGUUUCUGCCCAGUGUCCCAUGUUGGGCCAGCCAUGAGCCAGCUUCCUGUGACUACUCAGCCCUUGGCUCCCUCUCACUCCUUGUUCUCACCAGGAAAAUACACAGGCCUGAGGCAGGAUUGGGCCACA